Molecule: messenger RNA, 570 nt
Organism: Suillus subalutaceus
Lineage: Eukaryota; Fungi; Basidiomycota; Agaricomycetes; Boletales; Suillaceae
Exons: 1
Coding region: 163-396 (77 amino acids)
Molecular function (GO): FAD binding
Source: RefSeq, a predicted model, not a curated record
GUACAGCCUCGACUUUGAUCAUCACGACGAGUCAACGAUGCGCUGCUCUCGGAAUCCGAUACCGUUGCGGCACGAUUCGUAUCUGUUCGGCCACCAGACAGCAUAAAAGCUAACUGCUGGAAUAGCUGUUUGCAGCACAAUUCCCUAUCCAUUCUACACAGUAUGGCCGACAUAACUAGUAUGCCAAACAGUACGACUGUCUUGAUCGUUGGCGCAGGACCCUCUGGUCUUGUUGCAGCACUGUCCCUCCUCCAUCAUGGCUUUAAGGAUUUUGUCGUUGUGGAUGCUGUUGAGCAAGGCGAGAAUAGCUCGCGCGCUCUGGUCGUCCAUGCCGCGACCUUAGAGGUACGACAUGUAUUACAACUGUCGGUCAUAAUACACACUUGUUUUGUUUAGGCGCUAGAUACCAUAGAUUGCGGGGCAGAAAUUGCAGAGAAGGGAACCAAAGCAAGGAACGUCAAUCUUGGGAACCGCUCUUCAAAUAUCAUUUCCACCAACCUCUCGUCUCUCGACAAAUACACCCGUCACCCGUAUGCCCUCAUCAUCCCACAGAAUCUUACCGAGUACAUU